Messenger RNA from Panonychus citri (citrus red mite), 2551 nucleotides. RefSeq names its product 3 beta-hydroxysteroid dehydrogenase/Delta 5-->4-isomerase type 2-like. The transcript is spliced from 4 exons. NCBI's taxonomy places the organism in Eukaryota, Metazoa, Arthropoda, Arachnida, Trombidiformes, Tetranychidae. Bases 1371 to 2444 code for a protein of 357 amino acids. Gene Ontology annotation, molecular function: 3-beta-hydroxy-Delta5-steroid dehydrogenase (NAD+) activity. The record is from RefSeq and is a predicted model, not a curated record. Gene Ontology annotation, biological process: steroid biosynthetic process.
CUAAUUGUUACUUGUAACUUGACCAAUUAUUUCAUCUUUUAAUUAUUUUCCUCAUCUUCAUCAUUAACAUGAAAGAAAACCAAUUCUCAAUCACAGCAACAAAAACAACACAUUGAAAGGAUCAAAUUUCCCAAAUCAAUUAACGAUUAAUUACCAAUGGCGAUACCAGAAACCGAGAAACUAUUUCCUGAUUUGAAUCUAUUACAUCAUUUGGAUAACAACAACAACAAUUACAGUUACAAUAGUUUGAAUGAUAAUCAUUUCGAUCAACAAUCAUUCAACCAAAUCCUGAAGAAGAAGAAAAUUUUUCUCCAAAAUGAUUAAUAAAUUGCUUCUCACCUCUCAGCGGGUGUUUCUUUACCUCUCUUUCAAUUAGAGGGAUGAACUAAAUCAAGUUAUUGAUGAUCAAUAUUUCAGUGAUUAACUGACAAUCCAAGAAUAGUUCAAACAAUAGAGAAAGAAAAAUAAAACAAGAAUACAAAAUCAACUUUUACCAAUUCAAUUCUCUUUCAACUAAUCACAAGUAAUUGUGAUUUAAGUGAAAACUUUUCCACUUGUAUUAUUUUUAUUGAUUGUUUCCACUAUUGAAGGUGGAAGAUAAAUUAAAUUGAAGAAAGAAAAAAUUUAGGACAAAUUAAAAAAAGACAAUCAAAUAUCCAAGAGAAAACAAGGUUACAGGAUAUCCUAAAUUGCGAAGUAAAUCAACAACUACAACCGACAAUCAAUUAAGAAAUUAACAUUUAUUAUUAACUAACUUGUUCUUCAACAACAAUCAAAAUGAUUAACCAACAAUACCUUUGAUCCUUAACAGUUUAAGGUUGGAAACUUUUUUUUUCUUCUUUCAUUUUCUCAAUUUACUUUCACCGUUUAAUUUUUUUUUCUCUCGAUUUUGAUUGUAACAAUUAAAAUCACCUCAAUGGUCCCCUAGUUCAUGGACAUUGAUCAACUAAUCAUUUAACUGUUUUCUUAUUACGCUUCCAUGAUAAUCAAGUAAAUUCAUCAACUGUACCGUGAAACUUUCACGUAGUUAAUUGCUCAACCGCUUAUAGAUUGACAAUUAACUUUUACUUGAGUUGAUUUAGUUAACUCUCCCUCUUAUUAAUCAACAUUUUACUUUGCUCUGAUUCAGUUGUUUCUGUAUUUAGUGAAAAUUGUCAGUUAACUACUAAAUUUGGUUCGCGCUAAGUUAUUAUAUCAUUUCUUUGGAUUGACAAUCAAUUGAUUUUUGUUUAACUUUCGCCCGAAUAUGAUUCAUGUUAAUUAAUCAUCCCAAUUAGUGUCUUAAUUGGUAUCAAUUAACAUUUUCUAGGAAUUUUCUCACUUGUGGAUUAAAUUUGUGUUGUGUUAUCAUCAUUCAUUGGAAAUCGAUAAUGGCUGAUUAUCCAUCUUUACAAUCGUUAACAAUCAACAAAAUCUCAGUUCUGGUAACUGGAUCAAGUGGAUUCCUUGGACAACAUUUGAUUAAAUUACUUCAGGAAGAAGAUGAUUCAGUUUCAUCAAUUGUUUGCUUCGAUAAGCGACCAUAUCGAAACAAUCUCGGCCACAAAACGGAAAAGUCCAUGAAAUUCAUAACUGGAGAUAUUCGAGAUGAUAAAGUUGUCACCACAGCGAUGGAAGGUGUUGAUUGUGUCAUUCAUUGUGCUGCUGAAACUUCAAUCGAUUUCAAUGCUGAUGAGAAAUCCCUUUUCUCUGUUAAUGUUGAUGGAACCGAGAAUCUACUUAAUUGUGCAAUCGAAUCAAAUGUUAGAUACUUUGUUCAUGUAUCGACGAUCGAUGUGAUCUGUGGACCUGAUCCGAUCUAUUAUGGUGCCGAAAACACUUGUAUGGUUCCUAAAAAGCCCGUUCUUGGACCUUACGCUCGAAGUAAAUACGAAGCUGAACUUCGAUUUGGACGAUUAUCAACCGUAAUUGUCAGACCAACCCUGUUAUAUGGUGAAGAGGAUCCUUACUUUGUCAGCCAAUUAAUUAAAGUUGCUAAAUCAUCACCAGGUAAUUGUUUACCUCGAGUGGACAAUGUUUUCACACGGACUCAGGUCACUUACGUUGGCAACGCUGCUUGGGCUUGUUGUAAGGCCAAAGAUCGCCUUCGUUUGGACCCUGGUAUCGGCGGUGAACAGUUUAUCAUUACCGAUGAUACUCCAGUCCAAGAUCCGUUUGAUUUUAUCAAACCAUAUCUCGAUCAAGUUAAUUGUCGGCUCUCUGAUCGUCCACUUCCCUAUUGGAUAUUAAUCAUUAUCCUUGAGCUUAUCCUUAUUGUGGUCACUUUAAUCCGUCCCUUUUACUCAAUUGACCUUCCAGAGAAAUAUAAUCCACGACGAGUUCGUUAUCUAUGUACAACUUUUUUCUUCAAUCGGAACAAAUCGACCCUUCGAUUGACCUAUCAACCUCUUUAUACUCCCGAUGAUAGUAAAAAACGAUCAUUGGUCUACUAUGGUAAAUUGUGAUUCCCGAUAGUUAAUCACAAUCAAGUGUUCGACAGCCAAUCAAUUUAUACUUAAAAUCAACUUUUAAUUGUCAAUUUACUUUUUAUAAAACUUUUUUCUUCCUCUUA